AUCUGCGGUUAUGAUAAUUUGACAGUGCCAUUGAGUAAGAAUUGGAAAGAGAAAAAUCCAAUCCAUAGAUUUUAUUGAUUGAAACACAAUCAAAGAAUGAAGUCUCGUGAAGCUUUUUAAAGUCAGAGGUACUGUAUGCUGCAGUUCUUGUGAGCUGUCAGACCACCUGUGAGGAAAUGUCUGACGAAGCUUCAGCAAUUAAAACCUUAGACUGGCCGGGUAGAGUGCAUGGUCCCAGGUUAUCAAUAGCGUAGCCUUGUGAGGGGUCAGUCUCUGAGGCUAAGAAAUAUUCACCCUGGGGACAGCUGGACCUAGCAGGGGCAAGUGUGAGGGCAUUUCUCUUUUUCUGGAGCACAUCAAUAGAGACCAUAUAUAGAGAGUCUAUCAGAUGUGAGGUCUGACUGUGAAGAGACAUCUAAUCACAAUAGUUUUCACUGCCCCGUCUGAAUUACUUCUCUAAAUGUAGAUGUUAUCUGGAAUUAUUUUUUACAUGACACUUUGCUGUUAACAAGCUGUUAUUGGAUAAAUACAGCAAUUCUUUUUCACGGAAGUCAUAUGGUAAGCAUUCAUACUGUGCCUUUCAAAGUGCAGAUUUGCAAUGUACCAUAUGUUCUAUGUUUUCUGUUUUCUCUGUUGAUUUAUCUUACAUGCAAUUUGAUGCUUAAGGGGUUAUGAUUUCAUCCAUACAAUGAACAGUCAGUUUAACCAAACAACCUUUUUACUGUUUUAGGUAAAGUAAAUAUAGCUAACUGCUUCUGUUUGGAAGGAUGUCCUCUUGUUGAAUUUACAACCACCACAGACUAUGAGAUUCCUGUCAGCCUGUCAACAAUGACACUGGAGUAUGUGCCAGUCAAUGACAACCAUAACAAUUAAGGGAGGGCCCACCUUUAUCAUUUUCUGAUGCUCUCCCGCUCCACACAACCACAGGCCUUGGAACACUACCUUUCAACUCCAAUUCACCAACCCCCCCAAACCCCCUGAGUGUGAUAGCAAAGCCACUCCCUUCACAGUGAAUUAUAUUUAGAGCCAUGCCACGCAAGACUUAAACCCACCCACCCAUUGGACUACUUAGACGCCACUCAGUCAUAAAGAAACAUCACUUUAGCAGUGAGCCUUAUAAUUCUCAACAGAGAGUGAGUGUUCUCAUCCUAGCUAACUGACACAGUGAAAGAGGGUGCUUACAGAGGUCCUAUUGGUUACUUUUACAGGACAAGAGCUGAAAACUCGUUGAAACCAUUUGGAGACAAGAGUGCUUAACAUUAGCAGUGUAGUGUCAUCACUAUCAAAGGACAUGGCCUUGUCGGGGACAGGAGUACCACAGUGUAGACUGUGAUAGCGACCUAAGUGGAGACGCCACUACUGGAUCUGCAAUUUCACUGGAGAUGAGCAUUAUGGGAAGGUUCCUGUUUCAAAUCUCUCUGUAAGACUGAGCCUAUGAGUGAGCCACUAUGGCGGACUGGAACUUGUUGGGCAAGCUUCUGGAGAGUGCCCAGGAGCACUCCACUGUAGUGGGCAAGGUCUGGCUGACCGUGCUCUUCAUCUUCAGGAUCCUGGUGCUUGGAGCUGCAGCUGAGAAAGUGUGGGGUGAUGAGCAGUCUGGCUUCACCUGUGACACCAAGCAGCCUGGUUGUCAGAAUGUCUGCUAUGACAAGACUUUCCCCAUCUCUCAUAUCCGCUUCUGGGUGCUGCAGAUCAUCUUCGUGUCCACGCCCACUCUCAUCUACCUGGGCCACAUCCUGCACCUGGUGCGCAUGGAGGAGAAACAGAAGCAGAAGGAGAAAGACUUGGCUGAGCAACUGGCCAUCCACAAUGACAAGCAGCAGCUGCUGCCUGACAUCAAACCCAAGAAGCCCCCCGUCCGGGACGACCUGGGCCGCGUCCGCCUGCAGGGGGUCCUGCUGCGCACAUACGUCUUCAACAUCAUCUUCAAAACCCUGUUCGAGGUGGGAUUUAUCAUAGCUCAGUACCUGCUCUAUGGGUUUGAGCUGAAACCUCUGUACACCUGUAACCGCUCACCCUGUCCCAACGUGGUGAACUGCUACAUCUCCAGGCCCACAGAGAAGACGAUCUUCAUCCUCUUCAUGUUGGCAGUGGCAUGCAUAUCUCUGGUGCUGAACAUAGUGGAGAUGUAUCACCUGGGGUUCACCAAGUGCCGUCGGUACAGACACGUCCAGACCCCAUGUGAGACAGGGUCCAAGGCCCCCAGCGACGCAGUGGUGCCUUCUGUCCCAAACUAUAACUACUUCCCUAGGCACCACCCAGCCCCUGAGCCCUACCAUGCAGACCAGUACAUCAUGAAUGAGCCUGACUCUGCCUACCACCCCUACAACAGCAAAGUGGCUUACAAGCAGAACAGAGACAACCUGGCCGUAGAGAUGAACAGUAAACCAGAAGGGGGUGACACCACAGAAAGGAAAGGCUCCAGUUCUGCUCCAGAGUCGCCCUCAGAGAAACAACGGCGACCCAGUCGAUCCAGCAAGCACAGCAAUAGUAAGACCAGACUAGACGAUCUGAAGAUCUGAGGGACAGUUAUGGCGCAUUUCCACCACUGGGUUUUAUACAGGUGCUUGGCCUAAAGGUUCAAACUUUUGUGUUUCCACCUUUGAGGUGGGGGGGGGGGAGUAUUGGGCCAUGGACCUACUGACUUGUGUCCAAAGUGGGACUUCUGGAGAAGCAUUAAAAUAAUGGUUAACAGUUAACGUAAUAAUUGAGCCGUUUCCUUCUCAAAAGCAAAUGAGUUUUCAGAGGUUGUUGAUUCUGCUCUGCACAAGUCCUCAUUGUAGCUUUGGAAACAAUUUCCGUAUUAUAAUACCAGGGUGUAUACACAAGCGUAACACCUCAUCAUAGUCAAAAAGUGUCAGUCGAAUUUGUACAAUAUACAUUUCACCCUGUACCAGAGUCGACAAUGUGUCUUUGAUGGAAAGCAUUGUAUCAGGAGAGCAAGGUUAGGGAAGGAACAAUAUGGAAGAUAAGAUUAUUUCCUCUUCUGACAUUCUUGAUCAGAAUGGGCCAUAUCUGUAUUAUCUAAAACAAUAUACAGUGGGGCAAAAAAGCAUUUAGUCAGCCACCAAUUGUGCAAGUUCUCCCACUU
This is a messenger RNA of Oncorhynchus keta (chum salmon), 3091 nucleotides long. RefSeq names its product gap junction alpha-3 protein-like. Gene Ontology annotation, cellular component: connexin complex. NCBI's taxonomy places the organism in Eukaryota, Metazoa, Chordata, Actinopteri, Salmoniformes, Salmonidae. The record is from RefSeq and is a predicted model, not a curated record. The transcript has 2 exons. Gene Ontology annotation, biological process: cell communication. Bases 1449 to 2522 code for a protein of 357 amino acids.